AUGAAUCUUAAUCGAAACUUAUCGGCUCCUCCCAUCGAAUCAUCGAGACGAAAACACUCAACACGAAAGCACUUGGACAUUCAUAAUAUUCCUCUCCAAAAAACGCCAGCAGUCAGAGAAAUUGUAGGUUAUGUCAGUCGUAGAUUAUACAUAGUACACUUCUAUCUAACUCGACUUACUAUAAUAAGCGAUAUAAUGUCUUGUUUAGCUAUUUCGAGUAUCAUUCUUAUGAUUGUAGAAAAUGAAUUAACGUUUAAUUGUAUUGACAAUCAAGAUACAAAAGUUAGUUGGUCUAUUAAAUUAAUAAUUACGAUCACAACAAUUAUUCUUCUUGCUCUUAUUUUAUAUUAUCAUUAUUUGAAUAUGAAAUUUUAUGCUUUUAGAAAUUCAAUAAGAGAUUGGCGUGUCCAAGUGACAUCUGUGAAGAUAUUCUCGAUUAUGAUUGAAUUCUUAAUCUGUUCAAUUCAUCCAAUGCCUCGAUCAUAUCCUUAUAUAAACCCUGAAAGAAUUAAUUCAACAUCUUUCUCCGAUCCUUAUUCUUUAUCUUAUACGGCUAUUGAUGUUGGACUUGGUCUACCGAUGUUUUUACGUCUUUAUCUUCUCGGUCGAACUAUUAAGAUCCAUUCGAAAAUGAUUCGUAAUCCACCGUUGAGGCUAGUGGGAUAUCUCAACCAUGUUACAAUUGAUCCUUUUUUUCUGAUUAAAUCGUAUCUUCUACAUCGGCCAAUGAAAUGUUUCUUGACAAUUGUUACUCUUGUCUUUUUGAUCGGCAGUUGGUCUCUCCGUGCUUGUAACUACACAUCUACGAGAGAACAUGUCUCAAUGUCUGAUUCGAUGUGGCUUUUCGUCGUAACAUUUACUACGAUUGGUUAUGGAGAUCAAUAUCCAUCGACUUAUUGUGGACGAAGUAUUGCAACUAUAAUUGGUUUAAGCGGUCUUUCAUUAACAGCGAUAUAUACUGCUAUUCUUUCCCAAAAGCUUCUUCUAAAUCGAGAAGAAAAGUAUGUUCAUACAUUCGUAUUAGAUGCUGACUUACAUAAAAUAUUCCGAAAUCAAGCAGCAAAUGUGAUUCAAUUUGCUAUAAAAGAUUUGAUACUAAAACGGCAGAAUAAACUGACUUCGAUUGAAUCUUUUCAAGUCCAACGUAGAUUAUUUCAAUCAAUACUCGCUUUUCAAACAGCUCGAAAAGAAAGAAACAAUUUAAUCCAUAGUUGUGCAGGUUUUCGCGAAUUGAUGAACGUUCAACAUCAUACGAAUGAGCAGAAUAAACAAACAAUGAAACAAAUAGAAAAUAUUCAAAAUGAAAUCAAGGAGAUCAAAGAUAAAUUCAAUAAUCUAAAUAAUAAUAUGAAUAUUUUACUAAACAAACUAAAUGGUAUAUUGAAUUUUGAGACUGAGUAA
Adineta ricciae is the source of this 1401-nucleotide messenger RNA. The record is from the annotation of a GenBank genome assembly. Lineage: Eukaryota; Metazoa; Rotifera; Eurotatoria; Adinetida; Adinetidae.